Messenger RNA from Bipolaris oryzae ATCC 44560, 621 nucleotides. RefSeq lists its product as uncharacterized. The record is from RefSeq and is a predicted model, not a curated record. The transcript has 2 exons. NCBI's taxonomy places the organism in Eukaryota, Fungi, Ascomycota, Dothideomycetes, Pleosporales, Pleosporaceae. The coding region runs from base 1 to 621 and encodes 206 amino acids.
AUGGCUAUUAAUGUUGCUUUAUUAAAGUACGGUUAUACUAAUUUUAGUCUAACUAUUCUAGAGUUUUGUGAAAAAGAUAGUCUUAUGUCUAGAGAAAAACACUUUUUUGAAAUAUACUCUCCUGAAUACAAUCUAUUAAAAACACCUGGAAGUCCUUCACGAGGAUCAGCUGCUUCUAAGACAUUUAAAUCUCCGGAAUUUUUAACUAAAUUAUCUAAAGGUCAACCUAGUGGAAUAGAAGUUGAGGUAACUGAUUUGGAAACAAAUAGUAUUUCUACUUAUCAUGCCAUUAAGGCUGCAGCUCGAGCUUUAGAUAUAGACAAAAGAUAUAUUGAGCAUUAUAUUUACUUGAAACAAGAUAAACCUGUUUUAGGUAGAUAUACAUUUAAAUUAAAUUCAGAUCACACAAGUACAAGUACAAAUAUAAUUAACGAAAAGGUUCAAAAAACCUCUAAGAAAGUGGAGGUUACUAACGUUGACACUAAAGAGGUUAUAAUAUACUCUUCUAUUACCGCUGCUGCUAGAGCAUUAGGUUAUCGUCAACCUAGUAUAUCUUUAUAUUUAAAGGAUAAUAGAACUAAACCUUUUAAAGGGAAAUAUCUGUUCAAACUAGUAGACUAG